Molecule: messenger RNA, 1560 nt
Organism: Penicillium coprophilum
Lineage: Eukaryota; Fungi; Ascomycota; Eurotiomycetes; Eurotiales; Aspergillaceae
Exons: 1
Coding region: 1-1560 (519 amino acids)
Biological process (GO): pentose-phosphate shunt, oxidative branch; pentose-phosphate shunt
Cellular component (GO): cytosol
Molecular function (GO): NADP binding; phosphogluconate dehydrogenase (decarboxylating) activity
Source: RefSeq, a predicted model, not a curated record
AUGACGGAACCCUCCAACAGAGACAAUGUACUGGAGCAGUUCCACUGCAUUGGAAUAGUUGGUGCUGGGAAUAUGGGCACACAGAUGUCCAUCGCAUUUUCAGAGCUUGGCUUGAAAGUUUCUGUCUGGGAUGUCAAUGAAGAAAACAUUGAUAGGCUUCAGAAAUGGUCACAAAACAACAAGACCAAAGGUGCAAUCGCUGGGUUUCACGAUAUCAGUGAUUUCAUCAAAAGCCUAGAGAACGAGAAACGCAAAUUAUUCCUUUUCUCCAUUUCGCACGGUAACCCGACAGAUUCUGUGCUGGGUAUGAUUAAGAGCAAUCUCAACGAUGGAGACAUCAUCCUUGAUGGGGGCAAUGAAGAUUAUCGACGUACGCAGAACAGACAGCAAGAAUGCGAAAAGAUCGGUGUUCAUUGGAUUGGUAUGGGAGUUUCGGGUGGCUACCAAGCAGCUCGCCGCGGUCCAAGUCUGUCUCCAGGUGGUGACGCGAAAGCUUUAGAGACUGUGAUGCCAUUACUCAAGCUAUACGCCGCGAAGGACCCCAAAGGCAAUCCAUGCGUGGCUCGAAUUGGCCCUGGUGGCUCGGGCCAUUAUGUGAAGAUGGUUCACAAUGGGAUUGAGGGAGGCAUGCUAUCGACCUUGGCUGAGGCGUGGUCUUUCCUCCAUAAUGGCCUAGAAAUGGACUACAACGCCAUCGCAGAUAUCUUCAGCCAGUGGAACGACCAUGGCGAACUACGGGGUACAUACUUGCUCGACAUAGCGGUCGACAUGCUACGCGCCAAGAUACCUUCCAGCGUGCAAGAUGGAGAGGACGAUAAAAAGGAACAUUAUGUGCUCGAUGAAGUCCUUGACAAGGUCGUCCAGGACGACGAUGAUACUGAAGGUACCCCGUAUUGGAACAUCAUGGAGUCAGCGUCUCGGCAUAUAUCAACACCCACGCUUGCUACAGCGCAUUACUUGCGCGUUGCGAGCGGAAACCGGGCAGAAAGGCUGUUAGCAGCCAAGAAGCUUAAACUUCCACAACCCAGACCAAUACAGGAGGUUCAAGACAAGAGGCUUAUUAUAGAGCAUUUGCGCUGUGCUAUAUAUUCCUGUUUUCUAUCUUCGUUCUGCCAGGGCCUAGAAAUGAUCACAAGGGCUUCUGAUGACGAGGGUUGGGGGAUUGACCUACGCCAAUGUCUUCGAGUCUGGCGCGGGGGGUGCAUCAUUCAAGCCGAUGGUAUAGCCGACCUCUUAGAGCCUGUGUUAUCGAGAGAUCAUCACUGGAAAAAUCUGAAGCAUGCCGAUGAAGUCGCGGGGGAGCUGCACCGCACUUUCAGCUCUUUGAAAGAGAUUGUGGUCCAGGGCACCUUGUCUGACCAGUAUAUUCCAGCAAUCUCUGCUUCUCUCGAAUAUCUGAAAUAUGGAGGCGGUACAACAUUACCAACUAAGUUCAUGGAAGGGCAAAUGGAUUUCUUUGGCGCACACGGAUAUAAUAAGCCCGGAGUUCCUGGAGAGGAUCCAGGGCCCGUUGGAAAAGGACCCCAUCACUACGAAUGGCGACCUGCGAAGGAGGAAUAG